Molecule: messenger RNA, 4227 nt
Organism: Punctularia strigosozonata HHB-11173 SS5
Lineage: Eukaryota; Fungi; Basidiomycota; Agaricomycetes; Corticiales; Punctulariaceae
Exons: 9
Coding region: 1-4227 (1408 amino acids)
Source: RefSeq, a predicted model, not a curated record
AUGCAUUCUCAGCUUGACUCUGAGCUGGACUUGCUUUGCGAUGACGACGCUUCCGAACGUAUAACCUUCGCAUCCGCCCCGCUCAUUACGCACGAGGCCAUCCACGUCUUAGGCGAGGAUAUCUCCCGUUGUCUGUCAUUAUAUGGAUCAGCCUUGGACCCCUUGGUACAAGGUGAAGAGGACGGCUUUUCGAACGUCAAAAAUCGCACCGCCCUUUUCUCGAAUUCGAAUGUGCCGUUUCAUGCGCUUGUCUCCGGAUUACCCACCUUUGGACGCGAGAUGACGCUGGCGGCUUUGGUUGAGAAUGCGCUCACGGUUGAGCCUCGCCAAGGUCAAAGAACCCGGAGUGUCCUUGCACUCCGCGUGGAACCAAGUACGGGGCUUGCCAUUGGUCCUUCUUCUCUUGCGUCCUUGUUCGGAAACGACGAUGCUCGCACGCCUGAUGGGAAGGCACCGACGGCCUCAAUUCAUGUAUUGCCGGCUUCAUUAACAUACAUGCAGAGGACGUACGCAAAUCACCCGGACGUUGAAGUACGAGCACUGCAAUUUCAAGCCCAAGAUUUGACAGGGGAACGGCUCAUGCGUUAUUUCCGUCCUAAUGGUUGCCAUGGCGCGUUCUCACCUGCUGUACAAUGUCUGAAUGCCUUUCUAUAUUCACUGAAAGAAUAUGACUACGAGGCACUCGCUCUUACGAUAGAAGCUCUUCCGUCAGAAUCAGCGGAGUCCGCACAAAUGCGCUGUCGUUUGGCUCUCCUGCGGGAGUGUACGGCGUCGUCAUCGACAAAGCCUACACCUGAAGCUACAGUUUCAAAUGGUUCUUUGACAAUCGUCCACCUAGCUUCACCUUUCCUGGAUACUGAUAGCGUCAUGGCACUUCUGGAACUCGUUGCCGUUGUAUAUAUGAGUUGCGUCUCGAUAACGCACAAAGUUCUAGUGCUCGAAAAUAUAUAUGCAAGCGCAGAUGGCGUCGAUAAUACCACAUUCACGGAGACUGUCCAGAGUAUCAUGAGAGAUUCAACUCGAUACGGCACCAGUGUUUAUAUCGCGCAGGCUGAGCUACCAGCGGUACCAGCUCGGCUGAUGCCGCAUAUUUCCGCUGUUUUCCUGCAUAGGAUCAGUUCCCCUUCUUGGUUCAAGUACCUUAUGCAGCAUGUGCCGGUGAACUCUCACGAAAGAGAUGCCAUAUUUCGGAAGCUUAUUGGCUUGACGGAUCGAGAGGCGAUCCUGUUAGCACCUACGGCGGCAAUAGUAGGGAACGGGGAUCUUGGGCAAGAUGGCUCGACCACAAAUGUCACCCGUCUUGGAAUGGGCCAUCUGGUUGUCCGGCCGAGAACCUCUUCCACUCCCAUCGCCAACAUUUAUGCAUCUCACGAGCGGCAAGCGAUCGCGGCGUUUGCGGGGCUCUCCUCUCCUCCACUCACGGUCGACAGUGACUCGUUAGCGGAUUCAAGCGCCGAUUCUACUCCCCCCAUAUUAGCGCAGGAGAACCAGCGUCAACGAUUCAUUCCGGAGACACAUGCCACAACCAUAUCUGUACAAAUCGCCGAUGAAAAUCGUCUUGAUGUUGACGGUCCUGUUCUUGUCCUGGGAACGUCUGGGCGGCGGGAAACGAGGUCAUCUGCCAGUGAGGCCCCUCAGCCAGCUGAUAGCAAGAUAUGGACAGCACAAUACCGUUUCUUGCCACUCGUCAGCCUUCUUGACAAGGAGGAGUUGCGUAGAGGCACCAGUAUACCCUGGAGUAUCUUGGAUGACCAUCUCGCUUCUCUUCCAUGCUCGCCUCUCCGGCCUGCUGAAGACGUUACGGCCUACAUCAAAAGUGCGAUCGAUGAGGGUAUUCUAGAAGCGGGAAUCAGAUCCGAGCCACCCGCCCUUCGUUGGGCCAAGUAUGGGCAUCUCGUGUUCAUUUUGCAAUUGCUGCAUGCGGAAGGCGACUUUCAUCCUAAGAGAGUCGACGUGGAAGCUCGUGGACGCAGCCUUUUCCCUGAUACAUGGGACUCCCGUAUGACUCUUCGCCGCUUGAUGGACGCUCGACGCGAAAGUGUCGUAGAAUGGGACUUGUAUGCGGGUCGUAUGAGACUGGCGACGCCCAUCGCAGGCACUGUCGAUGGACAAGAUACGCAAGCAGUUUCACGAGUCGAUCUGGAUGACCUGAAAUCGACACCGACUCGAAAAUCUUUGGGAACGGAAUCCCCACGCAUUAGCUCUCCACUUAACCCCACAGCACCGGCAUUCAGGCUUGCGAACGAUGCUAGAACCCCAGAACACACCGCCGGAAUGGCUCAGGGUUUCCCUGGUUCAAGAAUUAGUGCCGACUCAGAGCCUUAUCUCACCUCCCUCACGACUCGAACACCGGAGAAUGUUCGGAAUGCGUCUGAGCCAAGGUAUAUCGCGCUCUAUUCUCCCUUGAUAGACUUCUUCAAGCUCAAACGCCUUGCCGGCGUUCGUCGAGUCACACUACGUCAACUUGCCGACCACUUGAACGGCCUUUCCAACCCACCGCAUACCACCAUGGGGCUCCUCAGAUAUAUCUCUGGUGCCGUAAGCCUGUCGCUCAUCGCGGUGAAGGGCCCUGACCAUGACUCAUACGUUGUUUUACACAACAUGGGGCCCCUUAUCUGGGUACUUCUUGGCCUGCGUGCUGAGGGCAUCCGUCAACCUUCGCCGGAAAAGGUCAUUGCGCGUGGGAUUGAGUUGGCAUUCCCUGGAACCAUUGCUUUCCGGUAUUUCGAAUCAUAUCUGCAGGCUGCGAUUCACAUGGGCCUCGUUCGCCUCCACGACAAGAGAUUAGAGCUCGUCGCCGAUGAAGUUGACUCGGACGUGCUCGAGGAUCUUGAUCGAACAGACGCGCUCAGCAUCGCCCUCGCAAAAACCGUCGAUCCUGAGGCCGACGGUGACGAGGACGACCAGUCCGAUACAACUCAGGUGUCGAUUAUUCGGACAGUGGACGUCGGAGAAGCGGCCACGAUAUCUUCCGUUGCGCGCGUGGUCCCUCCCGUAACCUUACAUGGAAGCGAAGAGUCAGCAAUAUCGGAAUGCACUUCACGCGGCCUUUCGCCGUUGGCUACGAUGUUCGUGCCUUCUACCAAGGCUCACGAUGGCGACGCUGUCCUCGCAGCCGGGAGUGAAACGAGUCCUGCACCACGAAAAGAGCAGCGCAGCUUCCAAACUGACGCGGAAUCCGCAUGGACCCGUUUUUCGCCGUUGGUUUACCUCUUGAUCCAGAAUGCCGCCGUUGGCAAACGGGUGACGCAAGUUCGCGACGUGCUGCGGCAUCUCGCAUUGAGGAUACCUUCCUUCGACCCGACGCGGCGGGACGGGGCAUAUCUGACGGAUGCUCGUCAGCUGUACUUAAUUGACAUACAGGAGGGUCAAACCUGCAUGCAGGUUACGCUCCAUCAUGCUUGUCCCCUAGUAUGGACCUUAAUCAACUUCGGCAAGGAAGGACAGGAGCGACCGUCGGUGUCGGAAUUGGCGCAACGCGGGAAUGUUCGAUUUGCUGGCACGGGUAUGCCACUCAUCGAUGGAAAUUACCUCCAGCGUUUCGGCCAGUCCGGUGUGGUUGAAUGGGAUGUGACGCUGGGUUGCGCCGGCCUCACAAACUCUAUGCAAGAUCUCCUGGCUGCGAACGCGGGUGCGGCAGUAGAAUCAAGGGCGGUCUUACACGCGUUGCUAUCGCAAGAACCAGUAGCGCAGACCAUGACGACACCCACGCAAGCACCUGUUCCGCGAGCCUUGACACCCACCGAACAGGGGGUGAAGGACAAGUCCCCAGGGCGGCAAGAAGGGCUAGGCAAUUGCAGCUGGUCACCAUUACUUCCAGACCUGGGGAUAUUUCAACCCGUCGCUCGUCUUCUCGCUGAACAUCAUCCCAGACGAAUCUCUCGGUCCAUCAUUGAAGCUUUCUUUGACCGUCUAGGUUCUCGCCCUUAUCCCACAGGCAAGCUCAACAAAUAUUUAUCGGAUGCAGCAGCCGUACGGAUUUUACGUAUGUCGGACCCCAGCAAAGAUGACUGGGUGGAAAUCCUGCCGAUCGAGAGAUUUUGCCCCUUGAUCCAGAUCUUGCGCUUCGAUGAACGCUUGCUCAUCGGACUUGUUACGCGAAGACUGGUUGACGAUUACGGGAUACAGCUGAAGAAAGUGAGCGGGACGAUCAAGACGUAUGAAUCUCAUGGUCUCGUACGCACCGUAUCUGAUCACAUAUGCUUGACGUCGAGAGUGCGUCUUUAG